AUGCAAGCGAAGAACCACCUCAAAAAUCAUCGGUCUUCUCUCUCCCUCACUCCCUCUGUGCAUGAGGGAUUUCUUGUGCAAGGCUGCGGCGAGCACGCCGAGAUCGCGGCCUGUGGUGCUUUCAUGGCAAAAGAAGGUGUCUUCGGUGUCGAAUUCAAGACCCCUUUCAGUCUGGAUUUUGGAUUGGCACCUGGGUUUCGGUUUGGAAGUGAUGUGUGA
Messenger RNA from Ilex paraguariensis (yerba mate), 219 nucleotides. The record is from the annotation of a GenBank genome assembly. NCBI's taxonomy places the organism in Eukaryota, Viridiplantae, Streptophyta, Magnoliopsida, Aquifoliales, Aquifoliaceae.